Messenger RNA from Arthroderma uncinatum, 1257 nucleotides. RefSeq names its product PQ-loop repeat-containing protein 2. Lineage: Eukaryota; Fungi; Ascomycota; Eurotiomycetes; Onygenales; Arthrodermataceae. The record is from RefSeq and is a predicted model, not a curated record. Bases 1 to 1257 code for a protein of 418 amino acids. The transcript has a single exon.
AUGCACUCCGUAUGGCUCGCAUAUCAACCUGCUCUUCCUGAGCACUGCCGGCCGGUAUCUCCUUUCUUGGAGCAGCUCUCAUCCCUUCUGCAUACAUGUCUACCGACACCGCUUGCUCUUAUUUCUUCCACUCUGGGGAUGCUGAGUAUCGUUGCUUGGCUCUUCGCUCAGCUCCCGCAGAUAUACAAGAAUUACAGGAUAAAAUCGACCGCGGGCCUGUCAGUGUUCUUCAUCGUCGAAUGGCUUCUAGCGGACACUGCCAAUUUUACCGGCGCCGUUCUCACAAAACAGGCUGGCUGGCAGGUCACGAUUGCCGCAUACUAUGUGGUUGUUGAUGUUAUCAUGGUAUACCAGCACUACUGGUACACCCACAUCAAGAAAUGGAAGUCAAACCGCCUUCGAUGCGUGAAAUCCGGUGAUGACGAUGACAGCGAUAUGUGGAGUAACUUCCCAGCUUCAGACUGUGAUUCUUGUCAGCAACUGCCUGCAAGCCAGUAUACGUCCUCUGUUCGCCCAACGGAUGAGUUGAAGAUGGCAGGCAAACGGGCCUCAGACGAAAAGGCUCAGCCGGCCAGCGGCAAGCGUUACGUCAAGGCAGGAACAAGCGGAAGCUCGCUUACUUCCCCAAAGGCUGUUCUAUUCGUUUCAAUGCUGUGUGCAGUUCUCGCCAACGCCACCUCGGUUCCAACACCUGACAUGUCACAGUCACAGCCACUCAGGAUGCCACAAUUAAAUUCAGCUGAGGCUGUGGGACGAGUAUUCUCUUGGAUUUCGGCUCUUCUUUACCUUGGAUCACGACUACCACAACUAUACAAAAACUACACGCGCAAGAGUACUGCGGGUCUGUCUCCCUUGCUCUUUAUUGCCGCCUUUAGUGGAAACACAUUCUACUCCACCUCGAUGCUCACCAACCCGAACGGUUGGUCAGAUUUCCCGCCCUAUGGUGGAGGCGGAUGGGCCGGCCCAGAUGGCAAUGAUCGACUGAACUGGAUACUGCUCGCCAUUCCAUUCUGGCUCGGGGCGACUGGCGUCCUUCUACUUGAUGUGUGCAUGGGUAUCCAAUUUCUGAUAUACGGCGAACAUGGUAGGCAGAUUAUUGCCCGUAUACCCAGUGAGGAGAGAGGCCGACGCAGAUGGACCAAGGUUACUGGCUUUAUGAAGGGCUGGAUCCCUUCGAUGUCCCCAGAGCGGAAAGCACAAGCCGGUGAGACACAGUCUCUCAUUGCCUGCGAAGGCGACAGAUACGGCAGUGUUUGA